UGACGUUUCAAGUUAUAACCUUCUAUCCGCAGGUAUACCCUUAGCUUUGUUCCCUCCGCCCCAUCCUACGUACAUAUUCCCAAACCAAACCGCGGAGACAUUCUCCGACAUGGCUUCAAUUGGCUUCUUCAAGAUGAAUACAAGCAUGGAAGUUGUUACAACUAUCGCCACCUACGGGCAUGAUAUCAACAUUGUCCGACGGGCAGUGGAAAUGUACAUUGUGGCCAAAAAGAAAAAGGGUUGCUCUGAACAACACAUACACGAAAAAUUAGAAAAAUUGGAGCUCAAGUUCAUGCACCUAGAGGAAUUGCAUCCCGCUUGGAGAGAGGCUCGGGCGUUAUUCCAGCUUCGCAGAUCUGAUCACAUCCCCUUGCCCACGUCAAUUGUUCGCGAGCGUGAAAAUGAGCAGCGGCGCCAAUCGGAGUGGGAGUCGUCCUCAGUGGCACUGUCGAGCCCAGUUGCUUCUUCGGCAUCAACUUACUCAUCGCCUUCAGCAUCCACUUAUACAUCAUCUUCAGCAUCCACUCGCACAACAUCAACUCGUCCUUCAUCAGCGCCGUCUAUUGCAUCAGUGACUUCUAACUCGCCAUCACCUCUCAGCUGUGGUAGCACAAGCAAGCAAGGUCUAUCAGGACAUGACGCUCCAUCUCAUGCUCAUCCAUCUCGCCGCGAUACAGCACUGUCCUUACUCUCCCAGUAUAGUGACGACUCGGAGCCCGAUGACCAAGUGUUCAUAUCGUCGUCAGGCAAUCCGCAGAAUUAGCAUGGGGGGUGUGGCAUCCACGGCCUCUUUUAACUUAUUAUCUCGCUGCGCGUGAAAUUUCUGUCUCCUGUGUCACUCUUCCUUUCGGAACUAUAUGGUGUAUUUCUACGCAUCCCAGAGCCUCGUCAUCACAUGCUUUUACCAGUCCUACUCUUCAUACAUCCUUA
Messenger RNA from Suillus subalutaceus, 930 nucleotides. RefSeq lists its product as uncharacterized. Lineage: Eukaryota; Fungi; Basidiomycota; Agaricomycetes; Boletales; Suillaceae. The transcript is spliced from 3 exons. The record is from RefSeq and is a predicted model, not a curated record. The coding region runs from base 110 to 763 and encodes 217 amino acids.